UUUUUAUUGUUCCUUUUGAAUUUCACCGACGCAUUGGUGGCGUUUCUGCAAUGUCUUCUGCAAUGUCAACUGUUUGCAAAGCUUCUCAGCCGGAGCAAUUGCAGCCGCCGCCGCUCUACACAUUUGGAGAGCCAUGGCCGGAGUUCAACGAUGGUCUCUCCUAUACUGACACUGUCCGUUCAUCCCAAAAUGCAACAACGCUAAUUGAUUUCUACUGCUCCAAGUAUAGGAGUUCCGCGCCAUUGCAAGGCUGGCUUCAGAGAAUCAGAAAUGGGCAGAUCACCAUCGAUGGUAUAGUGGUAACCGAUCCCGAAGCAGUUCUAAGUAUUGGCUCAAAAAUUAUAUAUCAUCGGAUGCCUUGGGAGGAAGCUGGUACUCCGUUCAUGCUGCAAGUUCUCUAUGAAGAUGAUGACAUUGUUGCUAUAAAUAAACCAUCUGGUUUGCAAGUUUUACCUGGAGGGCUUUUCCAGCAGCGUACCGUUUUAACACAGCUUCAAUGGAAGUCAUCAAAGCAAGGUUUAAUUUGUUCUACUAGUCAGGAUGUUCAACGACCAUAUCCUGUACCUGUUCAUCGUUUGGGAAGAGGAACAUCAGGUAUAUUACUUUGCGCCAAAACAAAGCUUGCAAAAACUAAACUUGCAGAAUACUUUGCUGUUGGCACGUUAGCUGUUGGAGAGAAUAGAAUGCUGGGAAAAAAUUAUGGCGAAGCUCGGAAAAUUUUAAAGUGUUAUCGAGCACUAGUUAGAGGGAUUCUUGAACAUGAUGAGAUUUUGAUUGAUCAGCCCAUCGGUUUGAUGCAAUAUCCAGGAGUGGCCAAAGGGCUUUACGUUGCAUCCUCAUCAGGGAAACCAGCUUUGAGCAAUGUCCAAGUACUUGAGAAAGAUGCGCUGCAAAAUCAAACAUUGGUGCAUGUCGAGAUUCAUUCUGGGCGACCACAUCAAAUUCGUAUUCAUCUUGCUUUCAUAGGACAUCCACUUGUAGGAGAUCCUCUUUACCAGGUUGGUGGGCGGCCCAAUUUACUUGAAACUGAAACUGUAAAGUACAGUAUUCCUGAAGACGGGGGCUACCAGAGGCCUGCAAGACCUGUGCCAGGAGAUUGUGGUUAUUAUUUGCAUGCUCAUAUGCUUGUUCUCCGCCACCCAUCCACAGACAAGGUGAUCGAAAUUAUUGCUCCACUUCCUUCCAUAUUACAAACACGACAAGAAUCUUAUCAAAAUAGGAUUUUAGGAGGGACAAUGAAAGAUGAGAAUGAGUUGCAAUGAAGGAGCAUCUCUUAAGCGUGUUUUAUGCUAUUCAUGAGCUUUAGAAUAUUUGUAAAAAAGGAUUUACAUGAUGCAUUUUUUUUUCUAA
This is a messenger RNA of Phalaenopsis equestris, 1350 nucleotides long. Its product is annotated as RNA pseudouridine synthase 5. Gene Ontology annotation, biological process: pseudouridine synthesis. Lineage: Eukaryota; Viridiplantae; Streptophyta; Magnoliopsida; Asparagales; Orchidaceae. The coding region runs from base 51 to 1262 and encodes 403 amino acids. Gene Ontology annotation, molecular function: pseudouridine synthase activity; RNA binding. The transcript has 14 exons. The record is from RefSeq and is a predicted model, not a curated record.